AUUUUUUCCUCCACCGACGAGAAGACAAUCAGGACUCCAGAGUUCAGAUUGUUCGCUUUUGAAGAGGAGACUUCUGUGACCUUUCGAUGUUCGUUUGACCUUUGCUUCUCGUCUGAUUGCGCAGUUGGAUGCAGGCAGCAGGGGAGGCGGCGACGAGACACACCAGGUGUCAGAGACGAGCAGACACACACCACAACGAGAACAAUCCGAGUUCUACCGAGUAUUUCCGCCAAAG
Molecule: messenger RNA, 235 nt
Organism: Candidula unifasciata
Lineage: Eukaryota; Metazoa; Mollusca; Gastropoda; Stylommatophora; Geomitridae
Source: the annotation of a GenBank genome assembly